Messenger RNA from Eptesicus fuscus (big brown bat), 1228 nucleotides. It is a transcript of the gene CLEC20A, whose product is annotated as C-type lectin domain containing 20A. The record is from RefSeq and is a predicted model, not a curated record. The transcript has 8 exons. Bases 1 to 1218 code for a protein of 405 amino acids. NCBI's taxonomy places the organism in Eukaryota, Metazoa, Chordata, Mammalia, Chiroptera, Vespertilionidae.
AUGCUGAGCCUGGGGCUACGAAGCCUGCUCUGCGCAGCAGCCCAGGAGCUGGUGAGCGAUGGCAAGACAUUCUCGAGGGUGGAGGAGAAGCUGAGCUGGAUGGACGCCCUGCGGUACUGCCGGGGGCACCACACGGACCUGGCCGACCUGCAGAGCAUGAACAGCGUGAGCAGCGUGAUGACCCUCUACAGCCUCACCAGCGGCACUCAGGCGUGGAUCGGCCUCUUCUACAACGUGCGCAUCGGCGGCCUGAGCUGGUCCAGCGGCUCCACCUUCACCACUCCGAUGUGGAGCCCGCUGCCCGUCUUCAAGGAGGGCAUCUGUGCCACGCUGUACUCCGUGUCCAUUAUCCCCAGCCUGGGGGCCGCCUCGUGCACAGCUCAGAAGCCCUUCAUCUGCUACCACGAUCCUCUGGAGAGACACUACAACCUCGAGGAGCCCGUUCUCAGCCUGACCACCACUCCACAGCCAGCUGUGGUCCAGAUUGGCAGACUGACCUUCAAACGAUUUAACCAAGGAAUGACAUGGCUGUCAGCCCUGCUGUACUGCCGUACCCACCACACAGACCUGGCUGACCUGCAGAUGGUGACUGACGAGGCAGGCGUGGAGGCCCUGAAGUCCAUCACCAGUGACACCGAGGCCUGGAUUGGCCUCUACUUCAACGCGGCCUCUGGGUCUCUAAGCUGGUCCAGCGACUUGGGUGCCAGCAUCCCCGCCUGGCUGCAGGUGCCCAAGUUUGGGGCAGGACUGUGUGCGGGGCUCCGCACCUACGUACGCUACACCCCCAGAGUUUAUUCAGUGGUCUGCUCUUCCCUGCAACCCUUCAUCUGCUUCUAUGACCCCUCUCUUGGACACCGGCAGUCGGCAGCACUCCCCCAGCUUAUCCGCACUCCCUCCUCGGAAGUGACCGAGGGGAUGACGCCCAGACCAGCUAUGCCCAGUGAAGAAAGUGGCACUGAGAUAAGAGAUACAACUGCUGCCAAGCCGGCCCAACAUGUGAGCACAUCUAACUACCUGGAGCCACAAGGAAAACCCCCAGCGCCAGAAUCAGAGCAAUUCUUUGGAAUCCUGAAAGCAGAUUUUACCAUCCCAGCUCUGAUGGACUUAGAAGAUAUGAAAGACCAAUUUUUGAGUGAGAUCCAUGAAGUCUUAAAGCAAACGUUAGGUGAUGAGCAAUUCAGAUUGAAAUGGGUUGGCUUUGAAGUAAAUAAAAAAUAGCUCAUGUCUA